AUGUCAACUGAGGCCACGAGCUCUGAUGCAUCGGUGUUCUCCAAUAUGCAUUCGGUGGAUAGCACAAGGGAUAAUACAAGGGAUAAUACAAGGGAUAAUACACCCAUGAAUGAAGGUGACACUCAAGGUAAGCGUAUGACGAAGAGUACUAUGGCUUUAAUUGAAGAGUCUAUGAAGUAUGAUAUGCGCAGUGAGUAUUUUCUUCCCAUGACAUUUCUAAGAGAACGUCGGAAACCUGCAAGAGUUGAGAGCGACGAGGAAGAUAAACUAGCGGAAGUAAAAUCGAAAAGGCGCGUUUCGAAGAAGGACCAGGUCAAGGCGGAUAUUCAUUCGACGAAAAUUAAGAAAACUGGCCGCCCUUCCAAUGUCAAAGCUGGAGCGAAGAACACUUCCAAAGUUACCAAGCAGAGGUCGACCAAAUCGCAAGUUUCAGGCAAAAAAAGAGCCAGAUCCAUCUCUGAUGGGAAAGUGUCAUCCAUAGAUGCGAGCCGCAGUCUCAAAGCCUCCAAGAAGAAACAUAGCAGUCAUGCUGACUCUCUGUUCCUUUCGAAUAUUGAGGAGAAUGUAAAUCCUAGACCAUCUUUUUUCAACACGACCCUAAUUGCGAACCCUUCCAGUUUUACUAAUAAACUUACCUCUUCUAAAAUGUUUGUUGACGACGAGGAGGUUACAAGCUUAAAAGGAAUGAAAUAUAUCCUCUUUCCUGGAGUGGAAGAAGAAUACUUAAUAUGUUCAAAAGUACAAAAAUUCGGCUAUAAUCCACUACCAGAAAUUGGGCAAAGUAUAGAAUCUGCUGUUCUUCUGUACUUUCCGAAUACAUAUAAAACAAAGGGACAAGAGUUAGUACGAUCAUUGAACGACGCUUUCGAAAGAUCAGAUGAUCAGUCUUUCGAAAAAAUUGUACUUAAAUAUAAUGACUUAAUUUCAACUAUUCCGCGGGAUCUUAUUGUUAAGAAUUUAUCAUCAAAUCCCGAUGUUCCUGUCUCUUUCGUUCAUUUCCUUUUGCAUACAUGUUAUACAAGAGCCAUUUAUCCACAUGCAAGGAAAUUGAAGAAGUACACAAGUUUCAGUAACUUUGUAUAUGGUGAAUUGAUGCCUGAUUUCCUCACUAUUGUCUUUAAAAAAUGCGGACUGAAUUCCAAUAGCAUAUUUAUGGAUCUUGGUUCUGGUGUAGGAAAUUGCGUUAUACAGGCGUCUCUUGAGUUCGGUUGUAAAUUAAGCUUUGGUUGCGAAAUAAUGGAUUCUGCAAGUGACAUGGCGGAAUUGCAGCUCAAAGAGUUGAAAAGUAGAUGUGAUCUAUGGGGUAUAAAUCUGCCGCCAAUUGAUUUUUCCUUGAGGAAAAGCUUCGUGGAUAAUGAACGAGUUCGUGAAUUAAUACCUCAAUGUGAUGUUAUCUUAAUCAACAACUUUAUUUUCGAUGCUCCUUUGAACAAAGAAGUAGAAAAGGUUGUACAAGGCCUCAAGGCCGGGUCCAAGAUAAUUUCUUUGAAAAGCAUACGACCUCCUGGUUACAGUAUAAAUUACGAUGACAUGGACAAUAUCUUCAACCGAUUACAUGUAGAGUCAUUCAAGCUCCCUGAAAACAGUGUUUCAUGGACCUACAGAAGUGUUGGUGAUUAUUAUAUCAGUACUGUAUUGGAUGCAAUUGAUGAGUCGAUUUUCUGUCCUCCGAUUUUAGGUAGGAUUAGAAAAAAAGAAUCAAUCAAGUAUACCAGAUAG
Messenger RNA from Kluyveromyces lactis, 1719 nucleotides. RefSeq names its product histone methyltransferase DOT1 (gene DOT1). Gene Ontology annotation, biological process: subtelomeric heterochromatin formation; DNA damage checkpoint signaling; regulation of transcription regulatory region DNA binding. Lineage: Eukaryota; Fungi; Ascomycota; Saccharomycetes; Saccharomycetales; Saccharomycetaceae. Bases 1 to 1719 code for a protein of 572 amino acids. The transcript has a single exon. The record is from RefSeq and is a predicted model, not a curated record. Gene Ontology annotation, molecular function: histone binding; histone H3K79 methyltransferase activity. Gene Ontology annotation, cellular component: nucleosome; nucleus.